AGAUCAAGUAUAUCGGUAAUCAUUCAGCUAUCAUUCACUCACAGUACCAUUCACUCUUCGACCGGUUAGCCUUCACGGCAGUCUGUCGCGUAACUUCGGCCGCGGUGCACCCCCCAACAGAAUGCUGAUCAAAGUGCUGCUCGUUGUAUCGAGCGUAGCGCUCUCUAGCUGCGACGUCUCCCACCUGGAGCCCGAGAUCAUCACGGAGCCUCCACCUCCAAAGCCGUAUGCUUUCUCGUACACGGCCGGCAGGUACCCAGGACACACGGACCGUCAGCAUGCUGAAGUGAGCGACGGAAGCGGUGUAGUCAGAGGCACCUACUCCUACGUGGACCCUCGCCAAAAAGUCCGCACGGUGGACUAUGUGGCUGACAGGGAUGGCUUUCACCCAGUUCUGAGCGAUGUACCACCGGAACACCCAGCUGACUCAGCAUCAGUCGCUAAAGCGAAGGAUCGCCACUUCGAGCUCUACGCUAAGAUUGCUGAAGAACAUGCUCACCACCCAUUCCCUGAUGAAACAACAGUGCCCCGACAAUCAGCAGCAGUUGCAGCAGCAGCGGCGAAACACACGCAGCUCUUCAGGGUAAUCGCAGAGCAGCAUGCACGCAUCGCAGCAGAAAGGGAAGCACUCCAGAGAGAAGAAGAAGAAAAGCAACACUUGCAAGAACUCGGACAAUAAAUAAAAUUAUAUACUAACAGGACUAUGGAUAAUGAUGUACUGUCGACAGCGAAAAUCCGGUACCCUUAGAAAUAUUUAUCGAAAUUAGUUUUGCCAAUUCUGUAACAGAUAAUUCUAGAAACGAAGUCAAUAACAAAAAAUAUCUGCUAGUUAAUUUUUAAUGAGAAAUACUAUAGCUUACAUUUAGGAACCUCGAUAAGGAAACACCGAGAUCUACAAGCCGUGGCAUCGCAAAUAAACUACCUGCAUUUAGAUUAGGAUGAUGAUGUUUUAAUUGUAGCGCAACUUUUGAAAGGAUCUCAGAACCCCACAGAGUUUGCAAAUCUAAUUAAUGAAAUUAAGAACAAUGUUAUUGACCUGAUCUUCAACAUUAUUUUUUUAUGUUUAUAUUACAUUUAACAUCAAGGUGAUACUUAAAGAUAUGAAUUUAGUUUUUGAACUAAUUUAAGAUUACAUUUAGAUUGCAUCUUCUAAAAAUCUGUACAUUAUUUUUUUUCUACUAGAUUUAUCUGGAAUAAUGUAAAUAAUUUUCUUUCCAUGACGUUCUUAAUCGUACUAAAUGAACUUAAAUCUAACUUUAAACAUUUGUGAUAUAACAUAUAAAAUACAAAUCAAAAAUGUUAAUUUAAUUUCACAAUGAAGAAGGAGGUACUUUUGUAAUUUUAUAGUUUUCGUACGAUUGCCAUAUUGAAAUUAAAUUAAACAUAAUAUUAUGUA
Molecule: messenger RNA, 1396 nt
Organism: Vanessa tameamea
Lineage: Eukaryota; Metazoa; Arthropoda; Insecta; Lepidoptera; Nymphalidae
Gene: CPR56
Product: cuticle protein 21-like
Exons: 4
Coding region: 122-679 (185 amino acids)
Cellular component (GO): extracellular matrix
Source: RefSeq, a predicted model, not a curated record